AUGGCUAAUAUGAUGGCUGAGAUGCGUGAUACAGCUACCCGAUGCAAUACUCGACCCACGUUCACCAUUACGGAGUCUGCCGCCUACGACCAUACGAACUUUCCCCAGCGUCCCGCUCCUAACGGCCAUAUUCUAAUUGCGCUCGAGUUUCUCCUAACCAUCAGCAUUGUCAACCCAAGCUUGAGCUCAUCAGCGCUAGCGCGUGAUGUUACAGACUGGGGGUUUUGGUUCUUCAGGCUGCCGGUGGCACGCUCGACAGAGGUAGGCAGUAGAACACUAGUGCACGCAGGUGCUUCGGGCAUGGAGACGCAUGGCAAGUAUCUGAACGACUGCAUGAUCGAGGAACCGAGUCCGCUGGUGACAGAUGCGGCGGGCAAGGAGGGGCAGGAGCGCAUCGUGACUGAGAUUCUCAAGGAGAUUGAGGUCAUUCAGCUCGGUGCCUCAAAAAGUUUAAGGGUUGUUUGA
Bipolaris zeicola 26-R-13 is the source of this 465-nucleotide messenger RNA. RefSeq lists its product as uncharacterized. The coding region runs from base 1 to 465 and encodes 154 amino acids. The record is from RefSeq and is a predicted model, not a curated record. The transcript is spliced from 2 exons. NCBI's taxonomy places the organism in Eukaryota, Fungi, Ascomycota, Dothideomycetes, Pleosporales, Pleosporaceae.